GUGGGAGAGGGGCUUGUUUGUCGAGUCUACACAAACUAGCAACAGGAGCUGCAGUGUAUACGUAUAUAAGGGCUUAGACCGAGCAGACCACAAACGCCCUGACACACCAAUCUGCUGCUGACCAGACCCCAGACACUGAAGAUGAGAGUGGUGAACUUGGGUCCUGACCCAUCUUUGGUGUAUCGACCAGAAAUUGUAGAAAAGCAAUACAAGGAUAAAGAGGAUUACAGAAACUUUGAGAGUGGAGGUCUUUUCGAUCGAGUCUUCCACACAUACAAGAUAAUGCACAGCAUCCAGACUCUGGACUUUGUCCAACUAAAGCACUCCGAGUGGUCCCACUGCAGCCACUCCCAGAUGGGGGUGAUGGACGCAGUCAUGUCCCUGGACCAGCUGGUGGAUGAGUCAGAUCCCGACGUAGACUUCCCCAACUCCUUCCAUGCCUUCCAAACAGCCGAGGGAAUCCGGAGGGAACACCCCGAUAAUGGCUGGUUCCAGCUGGUGGGGCUCAUCCAUGACAUCGGGAAAAUCAUGGCUCUUUGGGGAGAGCCCCAGUGGGCAGUGGUCGGAGACACCUUCCCUGUUGGCUGUCGGUUCCAGAACUCCAUAGUGUUCAGGGAAAACAGUUUCCAGGACAACCCAAACACCUCUGACCCCGUGUACAGCACUGAAUGUGGAAUCUACACAAACAACUGUGGGCUGGAAAAAGUCAACAUGUCUUGGGGUCAUGAUGAGUAUCUGUACAGAGUGAUGAAGUAUAAUGAAUGCUCUAUCCCAGAGGAGGGCUUGUAUAUGAUCCGCUUCCACUCGUUCUACCCCUGGCACUCCAAUGGCGACUACAUGCAUCUCUGCAAUGAGAAGGAUCUGCGCAUGCUCCCCUGGGUUCAGGAGUUCAACAAAUUCGACCUGUACACAAAGACUGCUGAGCUGCCCGACGUCGAAGCCCUGAAACCGUACUACCAAUCCCUCAUCGACAAGUACUGCCCUGGAAUCCUUAAGUGGUGACCGGGAACACGGACCGACCCGGGCCAGAACCGGCCUCCACCCUCCGGGAUCGAGGAAAUAUAUACAUUUUUAUAUACUCAUAUACACAGAAUAUACAUAUAUAUACUCAUACAUUGAGAGGAAUUUGAUGUACAGAGUAUUUUUGCUUUAUAAUUUUUUAUUUAACCUUUUUAUAUCCGAUUCACUGAAGAGAAAGUGCACCACUUAUAUAGGCUCCUUUGUUUUCUCUAAACUCAUAACUCAUAGCUAUGAAUGGCAUGCCUGUUUCAAAUAUUGUCUCUUCAAAUAAACAAUGUUAUUCUCAUUUUA
Molecule: messenger RNA, 1311 nt
Organism: Gadus macrocephalus (Pacific cod)
Lineage: Eukaryota; Metazoa; Chordata; Actinopteri; Gadiformes; Gadidae
Gene: miox
Product: myo-inositol oxygenase
Exons: 10
Coding region: 142-1002 (286 amino acids)
Biological process (GO): inositol catabolic process
Cellular component (GO): cytoplasm
Molecular function (GO): iron ion binding; inositol oxygenase activity
Source: RefSeq, a predicted model, not a curated record